CACUCUAAAAUACAUGAAAACAUAAACGAAGAUCAGGAUGAGAUAAAAUUUACAAUGUGAAAAUUAGAAAUUUAUAAUUGAAAAUGAGUGGUCACAAAAUAGUUGAUCAAGGAAGCAGCGGAACAGCCAAACACCUACGCUCUUUUUUCCUUGGUUAAAUUCCCUCUCACUUGCUGUCCGUAGCACUAACACGCACGGUGAUGGUGAACCUGGUUGCAGCUCUAAGGUCACUGUUGUAUGGCCUGGUGAAAAUGGCCGGGAUUCGACCUCACACAAUCGAGAUCGAACCAGGCACGGUUCUGAGCAUUUGGGUCCCCUCUGAAACAAUCCAAAAGCCAAAAAAAUCUAAAACCACUGAGGCCUCCGCCGACUCCACUGCCAAACCAACAAAACCCGUGGUGGUACUGGUGCACGGCUUUGCGGCCGACGGCAUUGUCACCUGGCAAUUCCAGGUGGGUUCAUUGACAAAAAAGUACUCAGUUUACGUGCCGGACCUGCUCUUUUUCGGCGGUUCAAUCACGGACAGCUCCGACAGGUCGCCGACGUUUCAGGCGGAGUGUCUGGCCAAGGGGCUGAGGAAGUUGGGGAUUGAAAAGUGCACGGUGGUUGGAUUUAGCUACGGCGGUAUGGUUGCGUUUAAGAUGGCGGAAUUGUACCCUGAUUUGGUGGAGGCACUGGCGGUUUCUGGUUCAGUUGUGGCUAUGACGGACUCCAUUAGCCGUGCAACAUUUAGCAGACUUGGGUUCAAUUCAUCGGCGGAGCUUUUGUUGCCGACCACCGUUAAGGGCUGCCGGGCACUUCUCAAAGUUGGAGCUCAUAAGAAGCUUUGGUUCCCUGAUCGGUUCCAUAAGGACUUUCUUGAGGUGAUGUUCAACAACAGAAAAGAAAGGGGAGAAUUGCUGGAAGGUCUUGUGGUUAGUAACAAAGAUACUAACAUCCCACAUUUUCCACAGAGGAUACAUCUUCUUUUGGGUGAGAAUGAUCAGAUUUUCAAGCUGGAAGUUGCACGGAAAAUGAAAGAGGAAGUUUUAACAUGUCCUUCAAUAUGGCUAUACUAAUCU
This is a messenger RNA of Olea europaea var. sylvestris, 1061 nucleotides long. RefSeq lists its product as uncharacterized. The record is from RefSeq and is a predicted model, not a curated record. NCBI's taxonomy places the organism in Eukaryota, Viridiplantae, Streptophyta, Magnoliopsida, Lamiales, Oleaceae. The transcript has 3 exons. Bases 201 to 1058 code for a protein of 285 amino acids.